This is a messenger RNA of Arabidopsis arenosa, 1278 nucleotides long. The record is from the annotation of a GenBank genome assembly. NCBI's taxonomy places the organism in Eukaryota, Viridiplantae, Streptophyta, Magnoliopsida, Brassicales, Brassicaceae.
CUGAAUCACUUUCUCUGGAGUUAUGGAAGAUGAAAUUAGUUCGUUUUUCGAAUCAUCCCCACCUCUGAAGAACAUGAAGGAGAUUACAGAGAAGCUUAAUCAAGGGUUUUCAGGAGGAAGGAGGAUUGUAUGUGUGACUUCAGGUGGAACAACGGUUCCAUUGGAGAAACGAUGUGUUAGGUAUAUCGAUAACUUCAGCUCAGGAAAUAGAGGUGCUGCUUCUACUGAGAAUUUUGUGAAGGCUGGAUAUGCUGUGAUAUUUCUGUAUAGGAGGGGAACUUGCCAACCGUAUUGCCGGUCUCUUCCCGAUGAUCCAUUCCUUGAAUGUUUUGAGUUUCCAGAUAACACUAACAUUCAAGUUCAUAAAUCACAUUUGGAAGCUGUGGAAAUGGCUGUUAUGGAUCAGCAAGCAGCAGUAGCAGAAGGUCGCUUACUAAAACUCCCAUUCUCAACCAUAUAUGAGUAUCUUCAGAUGCUGCGGUUGAUUGCAACGGCACUGAAAGAUGUCGGUCCAUGUUCAAUGUUUUAUCUUGCUGCUGCUGUAUCUGACUUUUAUGUGCCAUGGGAGAGCAUGACAGAGCACAAAAUAGAAUCAGGAUCUGGUCCUUUAGACAUAAGACUAGCUCAAGUCCCUAAAAUGCUAUCAAUCUUGAGAUCCAAUUGGGCUCCAAAGGCUUUCUGCAUAUCAUUCAAGCUUGAGACAGACUCAAAGAUUCUGAUAGAGAAGGCUACAAAGGCUCUAAGAAAAUACAAAGUUCACGCAGUUGUAGCCAAUGAGCUAUCAACGCGUAAGGAAGAGGUUGUGGUUGUUUCAAGCAGUGGUAAUGUUGUGGUUAGACGCGAAUGCGAUAAGCCUGAAUCUAUUGUUGAAGAUAAUCUCAUUCGUCUCAUCUCCUUACGUACAUUUGGUGAUGUUCCUAGUGGAAACACGAGACGGCGAAGAGGACGGUGUCGUUUCCAGCAGUCCAAGACGAUCCGUCCCAAAUCUCCGGCGAUCGGACGUUCGAAACGUACCGGAGGAGUCGCCGGGAAGUCGCAUGUAAUAACCGGCGUUAGAAGGAGAGUGAUGAUCGCUUAGCAAAACCGACGAAAAGCUUCCUUCUCUUUUAUAUAUAACAAUGGCUUUGUACAAAAAUGGAAUCAAACCUUCCAUUUCUUUUAAUCUCUGAAAUCCUUGAGAAACUUUUUAUUUCUUCUUUUUGAUGAGAUUCUUUAUGGUUUUGUGAUUUGAUCAACGCGAGAGAGGGCUUUGGUGUAUAAUAUAAGAGGGAAGAGGGU